This is a messenger RNA of Pomacea canaliculata, 6292 nucleotides long. Its product is annotated as transcription elongation factor SPT6-like. The record is from RefSeq and is a predicted model, not a curated record. The coding region runs from base 158 to 5494 and encodes 1778 amino acids. The transcript is spliced from 37 exons. Gene Ontology annotation, molecular function: DNA binding; histone binding; nucleosome binding. NCBI's taxonomy places the organism in Eukaryota, Metazoa, Mollusca, Gastropoda, Architaenioglossa, Ampullariidae. Gene Ontology annotation, cellular component: transcription elongation factor complex. Gene Ontology annotation, biological process: positive regulation of transcription elongation by RNA polymerase II; mRNA transcription by RNA polymerase II; nucleosome organization.
ACAGCAAUCAGCAAUCCACCUAUACACGACCUUGGUCCAAUCCAAUAAUUGAAAAAUAUUAUCUGCGGAGCUACUCUCCAGACGGGGCCAUUUUCUUUUCUUUUAACGAUAGAAAGUGGAUCACUACGUUGUUAUCUCGACUCGAUAAUUCUUUGAAAUGGACUUCUUUGAGAAUGAAGCUGAGGAGUCGGACCUUACCUCAGGGGGAGAUUUAUCAGCCUCAGAUGAAGAAGCAGAAAUAAAACCAAAAAGAAGGAAAAAAGAGAAAAAGAAGAAAGUCCGUGCUAGGAUUGAAGAUGAUGAUGAUGAAGAGGAGGAGGAGGAAGAAGAUCCAGAUGGAAUUGCAGAAGAGAUGAAAGAUUUCAUCAGUGAGAAUGUUGAAGAAGAGGAGGAGGAUGACGACGAUGAUGAUGGGGAUGACAGUGAAGAAGGCGAGGAACGGGGUAAACGCAAACAUGAUGAUGAUGAUGACAUUGAUGAUAGACUUGAAGAUGAAGACUUUGAUCUCAUUGAAGAAAACUUGGGUAUAAAAGUCAACAGAAAGCACCAGCACAAACGAAUUCGUGUCAUGUCAGAUGAAGGUAGUGAUAAUGAAGAGCCUCCUCAAGGCAUAGAUGGCAAGCAGGCCAUCCGUGAAACUCUAUUUGAUGACGACGAUGAAGUAGGCGAAGAUAUCACCACCUCACCAGCACGUGACAAAGACAUAGAGAGUAGGAAUGAGUUUGGUGAUCUUGAUGAAGAAGAAGAAUCAGAUAUUGAUGACUUCAUUGUGGACGAUCAGGGAAGGCCUAUUAGCAAAGGGAAGAAAAAAAAGCAUAUUAUCCAUAGUGAUGCUGCCUUGCAGGAAGCACAGGACAUUUUUGGUGUAGAUUUCAAUUUUGAUGAAUUUGACCAGGAUGGAGAGGAGGACCUUUAUGAUGAAGAGUAUGAAGAAGAGGAAGAAGGGGAAGAAGAUGGCGAGCAGCAAGUGCGAACCAAGCGACAGAAGAAGCGUGCCACAAAGAAAAGCAUCUUUGAUGUGUUUGAACCCAGCGAACUUGAGAGAGGUCACUUCACAGAUUUAGAUAAUGAAAUAAGGAUCACAGAUGUCCCCGAACGUUUUCAGCUUCGCCAAAUCCCAGUGAAACCCACUGAAGAAGGGGAACUGGAAGAAGAGUCUGAGUGGAUCUAUAAGCAGGCAUUUUCAACACCGACAGUGUCAAACCAGUCCUACUUGGACCAAGAGCAAAGUGCCCAGUAUAACUACAGCACUCGCAGGAGCCCCACUAUGGUCAGCAAAAUAAAGGAGGCUCUCAACUUCAUGCGCAAUCAACGUCUUGAGGUGCCAUUCAUCGCCUUCUACCGCAAAGAGUAUGUGGAGCGGGAACUAAACAUAAAGGAUCUGUGGAAAGUCUGGCAGUGGGACGAAAAGUGGACCCAGCUGACCACUCGUCGUAAAAACCUGACACGCCUUUUUGAAAAAAUGCAAAAUUUUUUGAGUGAGCGCUACUUAGACGCUGAAAAAAAUGUGGACAAGAGCUUCCGACCUAUCACAGAACAAGACUUGGAUAGAGUACGUUCAGUGCAGACAAUGGAAGAACUGCGAGAUGUUUACCAGCAUUUCAUCUUGUAUUAUGGCCAUGAAAUUCCUGCCAUGCGCAAUGCAGAAAAGCAGCAGAGAGCACGAUACCAAUCAGAACGUGAGGGCGAUGAAGCUGAGCAACCAGAUCAGGAUCAGCAUGACAGCCUUGUUAAACAAGCUACACGGCGUAGUGCCUACUCUAUCUGUCUUAGUGCUAAACUAGAUGAAAUGGCACGUCAGUUUGGGCUGAAACCAUCUGAAGUUGGAGAAAACUUGAGAGACAACUACCAGAGACAUGAUGUACAGCAAUGUCCUGUUGAACCUCUGGAGCUGGCAAAAGACUAUGUGUGCAGCCAGUUUGCAACUGUUGAAGACAUACUUAUAGGAGCCAGACACAUGGUAGCCAUGCAAAUCGCUCACGACCCAUUGGUUCGCCAGGCUGUGAGACAGACUUUUUUUGAACGAGCAAAGCUUUGUGUUCGACCCACCAAAAAGGGCCUGAAGCUUAUCGACGAAGCCCAUUCAUGCUACCCAAUGAAAUAUUUGCGGAACAUGCCAGUCAAGGAUCUGAAAGAUGAGCAGUUCCUGAAGAUCGUGCAAGCAGAGACUGAUGGCCUCAUUGUUGCAUCUAUUACCAUGGACGAAGAGGAUUCCAAUACUACAUCUUACUUUGAGGAAGUUCGCCAGUUGUACUACAGGGAUGAGUUCAGUCAUCUAGUGCAGCAGUGGAAUAUUCAGCGCAGUGAGGCCCUCAAGCAGGCACUGUACAAGAUUCUAUACCCACAGAUGGCUAAGGAGUUAAGAAGCAAGCUCAUUGCUGAAGCUAAAGAAGGCAUUGUAAAGGCAUGCAGUCGGCGGCUGUACAACUGGCUGAAAGUGGCUCCAUAUCAAGCUGAGCAGCAGCUUGAUGAAGAAUAUGAUGAUGAUGACAACAACAAUGGUGUUCGUGUUCUUGGCAUUGCAUUCUCGCCUGACAAAGACACAUCUGCUUUUGGAGCCAUGAUUGAUGGAGAUGGUGUGGUGUCAGACUUUGUCCGUCUUCCAUACUUCUGCUACCGACUAAAAUCUUUUCGUCAGAUGGAACGUGAUUGUAAGGAAAAAGACAUGCAGAAACUGAAGGAGUUCAUCCUGAACAAAAAGCCUCAUGUGAUAGCAGUGAGUGCAGAGUCACGUGAGGCCAUGAUGAUCUGUGAUGAUGUGAAACUAAUUCUUAAUGAGCUGGAGCAGGAGGAACACUUGCCUCCCAUCAGCGUGGAGCUGGUAGACAAUGAGGUGGCUAUGAUCUUUGAAAACAGCAACAAGGCUCAGGCUGAAUUUCGAGAGUAUCCUCCUACAUUACGUCACGCAGUCUCCAUUGCCAGACGUCUUCAGGAUCCUCUGAUUGAGUUUUCCCAGCUAUGUAACCCUGAUGAAGACAUCCUUUGUCUGAAGUAUCACCCUAUGCAGGAUCAGGUUUCUAAAGAGGAUCUGUUGAAUGCAUUGUACCUGGAGUUUGUGAACCGUGUCAACGAGGUUGGUGUGGAUAUCAAUCGGUGCAUCAACUUCCCACACACAGCUCCACUAUUACAAUUUGUAUGUGGCCUGGGGCCAAGGAAAGCUCAAUACCUCUUAAAGAUCUUGAAGCAGAACAGUGGGCGGCUUGAGAACCGAACCCAGUUGGUUCAGCUUUGUCACAUGGGGCCUAAAGUGUUCAUUAACUGUGCCGGCUUCAUCAAGCUUGACACCAACAGCCUGGGAGACAGCACAGACACAUAUGUUGACGUGCUGGAUGGGUCUCGUGUACACCCUGAAGCAUAUGAAUGGGCUCGAAAAAUGGCAGUGGAUGCUCUUGAAUAUGAUGACACAGCUGAAGAUGCCAACCCAGCUGGUGCCUUGGAAGAGAUUCUGGAGUCUCCUGAAAGAUUGAAAGAUUUGGAUCUUGAUGCCUUUGCAGAGGAGCUUGAGAGACAGGAAUAUGGUGAUAAGCAUAUCACCUUGUAUGAUAUAAGAGCUGAGCUAAAUCAAAGGUACAAAGAUCUGCGGACACCAUAUCGAUCGCCAACCAACGAAGAACGAUUUAACAUGCUUACCAAGGAGACACCUGAGACAUUUUAUGUUGGUAAAUUGGUGCUUUGCAGAGUAACGGGCAUUGCCUACAAACGACCUCAGGGAGAGCAGUUGGAUCAGGCCAAUCCCAACCGUAAUGAUGAAACUGGACUCUGGGAAUGUCCAUUUUGUCAUAAAGAUGAUUUUCCAGAACUUAGUGAGGUGUGGAGUCAUUUUGAUGGAAGCAACUGCCCAGGCUCUGCAGUUGGUGUAAAAACACGACUUGAUAAUGGUGUAUCAGGUUUCAUCCACACAAAAAACAUCAGUGACAAAAACAUAAAAAAUCCUGAAGAGAGGGUCAAGAUUGGCAUGACCAUUCAUGCUCGCAUCAUUAAAAUAGACAUCGACAGAUUCCAGGUUGAGUUGACUUGCAAAUCAUCAGAGCUGGUUGACAAGGAUAAUCAGUGGAAACCUCAGAAAGACUUGUAUUAUGACUUUGACAUGGAGAAAGUGGACAUGGAGAAAGAAACGGAGAAAGCAAAACAGCAUGCAAGGCAAAUGUACAUCAAGCGAGUGAUAGCCCAUCCUAAUUUCAAGAACAUCGGCUACAAGGAGUGUGAAAAAGUGAUGGCCUCUAUGGAUAAUGGUGAUGUGAUAGUGAGGCCUAGCAGCAAGGGGGCUGACCAUUUGACAGUAACAUGGAAGGUGUGUGAUGGCAUCCUGCAGCACAUAGAUGUCAAAGAGGAGAAGAAAGAAAAUGCCUUCUCUUUGGGAAAAUCACUUUAUAUUGGUGAAGAGGAAUUUGAAGAUCUUGAUGAAAUAAUUGCCCGCCACAUUCAGCCAAUGGCAGCUACUGUAAGAGAAAUCAUGAGUUACCGCUACUUUCGUGAAAUUGAUGGCAAACGUGAUGUCCUUGACAAAAUGUUGACAGAGGAGAAAAGGAAAACUCCUUCAAGAAUUCCAUAUGCAUUCAGCACUUGCCCUCAGUAUCCUGGCAAGUUCCUAUUGUCGUACAUGCCUCGUAAUAAGACAAGACAUGAAUACAUCUCGAUCACACCUGAAGGCAUUAAGUACCGCCAGCAGAUUUUCAACUCACUCAACAGCAUGAUCCGCUGGUUUAAGGAGCAUUUUCGAGAUCCAAUCCCAGGGACACCGGCAAGCACUAGAACCCCACUUGCAUCAUCAACCUUUGCAACUCCUAGCAUGGCCUUACCAGGUAUGACGCCACAGGUUGGGCGGCCGGUGAGUGGAAUCUAUGGCAGUCUGCCUCAGGCCACACCACAGGCUGCCACUCCUCAGUUCCCAUCACGGGGAUUCCCAGGGUCUUUUGGUGGAAAUGUGCAUGGAGGCUUCCAGCCUAUCGCAACACCAAUGAUGACGCCGAUGAUGACACCUUCAUCAUUCGUGGCACCUGCCCACAUAACUACCCCAGCUGCUGCUACACCUUCAUACCAGCCCACACCUCGCAGCAGUGCAUGGCCAGGUGCCACACCACGCACUCCAGCCGUGUCCCGCACACCUGCAAGAUCAUCAGCUGCUGUGUCUCGCACACCAGCCAAUGUGCACACACCAGCAGUCCCAACACCUGUGUCAAGGACACCACGAAGUGGGGCCUCACCUUCAGUUGCCAAACCUGGCUCUACAGCAGGCACAGAUUGGGCUAGAGCAGCUGAACUGUGGGCUAAGCAGCGGCAGAAUGAACUUAAGGAGAUAGGUGGCUCCACUCCACGAGGAUCCACUCCACGAGGGGGCACCCCACGAGGUGGCACCCCACGAGGAAACACACCACGACACAAGAGCCCACGUGCUCCAGUGUUGUCGUCACCAGCACCUUUACCUUCUACAUCAUUUGAUGCCUAUGAUGACUCGCCACAAGGAGAUGGCACACCACUAAUAGACGAGCGCUAAAGAGCAGUUGGUGUUGUGUGCAGUGUCUAUAUGUGUAUAGAGAGGGAUGAGAUUUGUAUAUACAUGAAUGGAUGUGAACAUGUUCUUGUUAGUGUGAGACUAUGACUGCAAGACGCGAGAGCUAUGAAAUUGAGAGCUAUGAAUGCAAAAAGGCACACAUGUCUUCAUUGUAUGCAAAGAUACACAAUUUGAGGUAAAUGCAUAUAUAAUAAGCUGUAUAAUAAUUACAGUAUGUAUCUUAUACGUUCACCCUUGGCUUCUUUUAAUAACUUGAGAUUAGCAGCAACAGUUCAAUACCUCAAGUUCAUUAUGAACCUUAAUCUAUAAUUACUUUUAAUUGGUUAGCAUCCUUUGCCUUUAUACAGUUUUUGAUAGCUGACGUCUAGAUUCAUACAUCCACUAAAUGCAGUGAGGUUAUGCAAUACAGUUCCUUUCUAUGUCGUGUUGGUAAAAAGGAGGAGGUUAUAUAUCCACAGAGUAACAGGAGGCUGUUGUAUGCAACAGUUCCUUCUGUAGCAAUGUGUACAAGGUGGCUUUGUGGGCUGGCCAUGGGAAUUCAAGUGACUUGCUUUGUCUGAAAAGGUCUUAGAGGUAACAAAGACUAAAGGUCACUGCAUUUACUAUAAACAUUGUUGACAGUUUUCCUGAUCACUUGUGUGAAAUAUAAAAGUAUUUGGUAAAAGCAUGUGUGUCUGAACUUGAAAGAAAUCAAAAUGCAUUGCAAAUGAGAUUUUAUGCUGUGUUGCCAGGAGAGAUGUCCUGGUAGAUGUAAGUUGAUAAUAAAAACAUUCAAUGCAA